AUGGGAGAAGAAGCACACCAACGACAAUCUCAGCCUCAGACUUUUAGAAAGAGAGGUAGACCACGAAAGAUUUUUGAGAGGACUGAAAGUGAAGAAAUUAAAGAAGAGGAAGCAGCUGAAGUUACUGAGAGCCACUCAAAAGAAUUAAAAACUACUGAGGAACAACAAACAAAACAUGAAGAAGAAGAAGAAGAGCAAAGGCCACAGGCAAAGACAGAAGCAGAGGCUUCAUCGACUUCCAUGGGAAGCAUGAAGAAAGGAGAGGGACAAUCAGUGGCACUAAAGGAGCCUCCAACAAGUAGAACAAGAAGAAAAAGCAAACCCAGAAAGAGCAGCUAA
This is a messenger RNA of Hibiscus syriacus, 339 nucleotides long. RefSeq lists its product as uncharacterized. The transcript is spliced from 2 exons. NCBI's taxonomy places the organism in Eukaryota, Viridiplantae, Streptophyta, Magnoliopsida, Malvales, Malvaceae. The coding region runs from base 1 to 339 and encodes 112 amino acids. The record is from RefSeq and is a predicted model, not a curated record.